AUGAAAAUCUCAUUAAUUUUCGUUAGUAUUUUAUUGAUAAUUAGUUACGUACACAGUAGUUCUGCAAUUUCAUGUACAUUAGAACAAGAAGGUGAACUAUUGACAAAUCCAGAUGAUAACAAUUCAUUUUAUCAAUGUACAAAUGGAAAUAUGGUUUUUCAAAAGUGUCCAUCAACUCUUGUUUGGGUUCAGUAUUAUAAACGAUGUGAUUGGAAAGAACCAGAAGGUAUCGUAUAG
Molecule: messenger RNA, 237 nt
Organism: Didymodactylos carnosus
Lineage: Eukaryota; Metazoa; Rotifera; Eurotatoria; Philodinida; Philodinidae
Source: the annotation of a GenBank genome assembly